Molecule: messenger RNA, 1161 nt
Organism: Adineta steineri
Lineage: Eukaryota; Metazoa; Rotifera; Eurotatoria; Adinetida; Adinetidae
Source: the annotation of a GenBank genome assembly
AUGGAAUAUUUCUUUGUAUUCCUUAUAUUCAUCUCUUUUACUCAAGCACAAAAAUUUACAGAGGAAAGUCCUUAUUUACUUGUACGUUUAAUGGAUCUUAAAUUAUAUGAGUGGAAACCUCAAGUAUUGGAUAAAAUGGAGCGAGCACUUGAUGCUGAAUUGAAAUAUACUGAUGAAAAAAAAGGUGUUGCAUGUAAAACAAUUGAUUUUGAAGAAGAAGCAGGUUAUCCAAAACAAGAUGCACGUUUUCUUGAUUUAAGUUUUCGUGGUAUAUGUACAGAUGAAAAGGGUCAGCAACAUAGUAUUGAUAAAGAUUUAAUAACUAAAGCUAUAAUACGACGAAAAGAUGAAGUUAAUGCAGCAAUUACUGCUCAUGUUUUUCGCAUUGGUAAUGUUCAAAUAUAUGCACGUAAUAGAAAUAAACUUAAUUUAAUUAUUAUACCUGCAUCCAUCGGAUUUGUUACAUUUUUAUUUGUAUUAACAUUUUUCUUACGACGAAUGAGAAAUGCACAAAAACAUCGUCAUAUUGUGGCAGAAUUACAGAAAAAGAAAGAAGCAACUCUUAAAAAAGCUCAAACAAUAGCUAAUAUAGAUCCACAAGCAAAUGAUAAACAACGUUUAUUACAACUUGAUCCAACUGUCGUCGGUAAAGUUUCAGAUACAAUGGGUAGUCCAAAAGAAUUUACCAAUGAACAAAGUUCAACUCCAUCUCGAAGUAAUGCAACUAAUACAAGUGAACUUCGUUUUUUUAAUCGUGAUUAUCAAGGAACAGUUCCAUCAGCAACUAGUGUAGAAAAUCGAAUGCCACAUCAUAAUCGUGAAGAAGAUACAUCAUUUCAAACCCAACGAUCAUUUAAAUCAAGUCGUGAACGUAUGCAUGUACCUUUUGAAAGUGAACCACGAUAUUCACCAACUCAUCCUCCAUAUCAAUAUGAACCACAAUAUCCAGAAAUGGUAUCAAUGCAUGAACAACAUCCACGUGUUGUUGUUCGAACAAUACGAGAUGAUGGAAACUAUCCUGCAUAUCAUCAACAACCAUAUGAGGAAUCAUCAAAAACAUUUGUAUCUAUUCCAGUACAAAUCGAACAUAGUAAUUCUCAUCAACGAUUUGUUCCACCUCCUUAUCAUUCUGAUCCGUAUUAUCCACAUGUCAAUUCAUGA